UCACUCUAUACUUCUUCUUAUCCUCCACAAAAUAGAAAACCAAAUCAGAACAGUGCUCUUCUCUCAACGAUAAAGAAGAAGGAAAGAAGGAAAGAAAAUACCACACCACACUCUGUUACUCACCUCAUGAAUUUCUUAACUUAAAACAACCCCUUCAUUUACUCUCUAUUUACCACUAUGCCAUCUCGCCACCUCCGAUCUCUAUCAGAACCACCACCACUCCACCACCACAUCCGCCUCCUCCCUCCACUCCUUGCUGGAACACUAACGCUCAUUCUCAUUUUCCUUAUUGUACUCGUAGUCUUGCUCUAUCGCAAAAUCACGCGCAACCGUACAGCUCCAAUUGCAAGAUCUCCAAAUCACCACCACCACCAAUGCCGCUGCUACUCCUACUCUCUCCUCCGCCGUGCAACUUCCUCAUUCUCACCAUCCAACCGCCUCGGACACGGCGGAUUUGGAUCAGUCUACAAAGCUACACUACCUAACACUAAUCAACAUUUAGCUGUUAAAUUGAUGGACCAAAACGGUUCUCUUCAAGGCGAAAGAGAGUUCCAUAACGAACUCUCAAUUGCUUCUUGUUUAGAUUCUCCUAAUAUUGUGUCCCUCCUUGGCUACUCAUGUUCGCGAAAGAAGAAAUUAGUUUUAGUCUAUGAGUUGAUGGAGAAUAGAAGCUUACAAGAAGCUUUGUUUGAUAGGAAAUGUGAAGAGUUGAUGAAUUGGAAGGUUAGAUUCGAGUUAGUGAUUGGUGUAGCUAAAGGGCUUGAGUAUUUGCAUCAUUUUUGUAGUCCUCCGGUGAUUCAUGGGGAUAUUAAACCUGGUAAUAUCUUGCUUGAUUCGUGUUUUAACGCGAAAAUUGGAGAUUUUGGUCUAGCGAGAUUGAGGAUUGAGGAGAGUAAUGGUUUCCCGGAGAAGAAAGAGGGUUUUGGAGAGGAUAAUGGGUCGAUUUUGGAGGAGACGGAGAGUGUGGCAAGUGGGUGCGGAGAGAGUGGGAUUAUAGACGUUGGUGGUGUUGUGAGAUCGCCGGAGAGUUUUGGUGUUAGGGUUUUGGAUUCGGAUGCGUCACCGGAGAUGUUUUCAGUGGUUUCGCCGGAGGGUGGGGUGCAUAAGGGGAGUAUAUCAGAGGCGGGUUUUGAUAAGAUGAGUGUUGAUAGUGGAAGAGAUCUGAUUGGUGGAGGGAAGAAAGGUGGGUCGAGGAGGGAUUGGUGGUGGAAACAGGAUAACGGAGGUGGAUCUGAGUCGGGGAGAGUGAAGGAUUAUGUGAUGGAGUGGAUUGGAAGUGAGAUUAAUAAGGAGAGACCUAAGCAAGAAUGGAAUGCAGCGUCUCCAAUUUCCAGUGAUAAUAAGUUGUUGAGCAAAAAAAGUUUGAAGCGCGAGCCAAAGAAGCAUAAGAAGAAAUUGGAAUGGUGGGCUUCUUUAGAUGAGGAAAGAAUGAAGAAGAAAGAGAAGAAUAGAAAGCCUAGAGAGUGGUGGAAGGAGGAGUUUUGUGAGGAGCUGACGAAAAAAAAGAAGAAGAGAGGACUUAGUUCGAGUAAUAGUGGAGAUUUAUGGUGGCAAAAGGAUGGUGAUGGGGUGCAAGAAAGGAAGAGGAAGAGGAAGAGCAAGGGUAGUAGAGGUAGUAUGGAUCGGUGGUUGGAUGGUUUCAGUGGUGAAUUUAGAAAUGGGAGAAGAAACAGCCAGGAUUGGGCUAGUUUAGAGAUCCCCAGGAGUGGUGGUAUUAGUAGCACGCCUAGCAUGAGAGGAACGGUGUGUUAUAUUGCUCCUGAAUAUGGUGGAGGUAGCCUGUUAUCAGAGAAGUGUGAUGUUUAUAGUUUUGGUGUUCUGCUUCUUGUGGUGGGUUCUGGGAGAAGACCGCUGCAAGUAACCGCCUCACCAAUGUCAGAAUUUGAGAGGGCUAUGCUAAUCUCUUGGGCCAGGCAACUUGCAUACAAUGGGAAGCUAUUGGAUAUUGUUGAUGCUUCAGUGCAUUCGUUGGAUAAGGAUCAGGCAUUGCUUUGCAUUACAAUUGGUCUCCUGUGUUUGCAGAAAUCGCCUAGCAAACGGCCCACGAUGAAAGAAAUUGUGGGGAUGCUUUCUGGGGAGGCAGAGCCACCCCACUUGCCAUUUGAAUUUUCGCCAUCACCGCCGUCCAAUUUUCCAUUCAAAUCCCGAAGAAAGGCUCGUUGUGUUUCGCUUUGCAUUGAAUAAAUUCAUGGAGGGUUCUUCCCAAGAUUUGAGCAGGUUGUUAGUGGAUUCAAAGUCGCUAGUCCUACCAGUGAAUUGUGGAACCAGCAAUUUUAGAAUCUUGACAGAAUCUUCUAUCUGUUGAAAGUCCGAGUGCAGCAAACAUGCUGUUGAACAGUAGAAGAUGAAUGCUUUCCAGGCCUCUGUAUUGCCCUCUGACUAUUACAGCGGAGAACAUUACAAUGGAAAGGGAUAAAAACAAAAGCAUGUAUUUCACUUUCGGUGGGAAUUGCAGAUGCGUGAUGGAAGCCGAAUGACUUGUUAAUUCUCAAAUUAUCUCAAGUAUCUUGCAAUCUAUAAAUUCCCAGUUCCGGUGCCUUCUUAGUGUAAUCUUCUGAUGCUUCUCUCUCACUUAAAUGUGAUUCCACAGCCUAAUUCCUCGGGAUUUAA
This is a messenger RNA of Populus euphratica (Euphrates poplar), 2610 nucleotides long. RefSeq names its product receptor-like serine/threonine-protein kinase At2g45590. The coding region runs from base 178 to 2184 and encodes 668 amino acids. The transcript has 2 exons. The record is from RefSeq and is a predicted model, not a curated record. NCBI's taxonomy places the organism in Eukaryota, Viridiplantae, Streptophyta, Magnoliopsida, Malpighiales, Salicaceae. Gene Ontology annotation, molecular function: ATP binding; protein kinase activity. Gene Ontology annotation, biological process: protein phosphorylation.